UACUUGAAGUGUAGGUAAAAAGUUUUAUCGGUUUUCUACAUCCAAACUCGAUCAUCGUAUUUUUAUCGAAUUACAAAAUAUUAGUUGUGUGCGCUAGGAUACUGCACACCUGACUCUACCAACAAAAACAAUUUUCCCCCAUAAUUCCACCCCACCGCUGGCAACACCAACGCACGCGCACAGUACCAACCCGACCACCGCCCGCGCGGCCGCGAUGCCCAUCGCAACGACGAUCGAUAACGAAACGCAAUUAAAACUAAACUAAAAACACCAAAAACAAAACGCGCGGCCGCUUGAAUACUUCAAAAAUUCAAAUUUCGAAUUAAUACUUUUUAAAUCUCACAAGAAGCUAAGCAUAUGGCCAGUCCAAGGAUGUGAACUUUUUUGUUUCUCAACAGUGCAUUGAAAUGUGGAUCUUAAGUGUGUAGUGUAAAGUUCAGUUUUAAAGUGUUAAGGAUUAAAAUAAGUUUUGAAAAAGACUGAGCCAUGUGGAGUAUUCUUCUAGUCUUGGCGCUCCUGGCGACCGCGCGUUCCAAACAGCUCCCGACUUCCACAGAGCUAUCCACAACAGCGAUAGCGAAAGCGACAGACGAGGACACAACGCCAUGGCCUGGCUCUCUCGCUCCGUUAGACACGCUCGCCGUCGCGUGCGAGCGAGACAGCAUGCACGUCACCAUCACGCUGGCGCAUAACUCUGUGUUUGGAGACAGCCUCUACGACACGUUCAACGGCAUAGUCUACCCAGCAGGUCUGGGUAGCAACUCCUCCUGCCUCCGGGAGUACGUGGCGGCGCGGGGGGACCUGCAGUACACCCUGCCUCUGAAGGGCUGCAACACCAUGUCAACCGACAACGACGAUGGCACCGUAGAAUACUUCAACAACAUCAUAGUCCAGCCCCACCUCCGCCUGGUCACCGGGCAGGGUCGCGGCUAUCAUGUACGAUGCAGAUAUAGACGGCGGGACUUGGCACAGUUCCACAUCUACCCUAGGGCUUCAGCGCUCAGCUCUAACGCUCUUGAGGAACAAGAGGACUUUGACGAAGACUCUGGUCUGCUACCAUCCGUUACGAUGAAGAUUUACAAAGGGGACCCGAAAGAUAAACAGGUGGCGUCCAACGUACGGAUCGGCGACACGCUAACCCUAGUCGUGUCUCUAGAGAAACAGAAACGUUUCGGUCUCCUUGUCUCCGAGUGCUCCGUGAGAGACGGCCUAGGCUGGGCCGAGCAGAGUUUGAUUGCUGAUGACGGUUGCCCGUUAGACGGAGAGAUAAUGGGCAUGUUCCAAUACGGCGACGAACGACAGGACGCACGCGUGUCGUUUCCGGCACACAAGUUCCCAUACACCGCCAGCGUGUAUUAUACUUGCGAAGUUAAGCUGUGCGAUUUGAAUCAUCCCACCGACUGUGAGCCCUGCUCUCACAAGCGGCGCGUGCGCCGUCAAGAAGAAGGAUCACCAGCCACCGUGGAAGUGUUCUCCGGACUUUAUGUGAACGAGCAAGACUCCCUUGACAAUGAGGUUACUAGUGAGAAGAAAGACGACGAGAUCUGCAUAUCGCAGCGUAACUUCGCCAUCGGCAUCUGUAUCGCCGGAGUCAUUCUAAUGGCGUGCGUUAUUGCCGCCAUUGCGUUCAUACUCGCGCGCAGGCGCGGCAAGAGCCAUUCCGGCAGCUCGCUGUACAGCGGCCCUUAUACUAAUACCGGGUAUUCACAUGCUAGCUAGGUACUUCCAAACUGUAACAGCACUUUCUAUUUGUUUGCUUCUGUUACAGUCUCCCCCCAUAAAAUAUCCUUAAACUCUGUAUCUUUAGGUAUUUAAAUAAAAGUAAGCAAAAUCUCUCAACUGGCUUAAGGAGCCAUUUGAGGGUAGAUGAAAACAGAACCUGAUCAAAUAAUAUAGGGACCGUGCGCGUUGGAGGGUCUGCCAUCUUGUGGCCUGAAUCGGAACCAUAAACAUGCACAUGUACACGUCACGUGUUUUCUUGUGCACAGUAGGUUCUGCCAUCUUGUGGGCUACAUCGGAACAAAAAACAUCACAUUUACGCCUCGCGCCAAAAAUCUGACGGCUCCUGUGCUGCCUCCUACAGUUCAUGCACGCUCCCUAUAGGUUAAAGUCAGGUCGUUCAGUGACAUAUCCAGGCCGUUUUGUAUUUGGUCGGUUAACCAAUAAAUGUUAUAACUACCCGAAAAUGUACAAAUUGUUUGUUUACUUUUAUUUAAAUACCUAAAGAUACAGAGUAUAGGGUACGCAAGUUAAGGCGGAGAGCUCAAACCUCCUUGCUUGACGCUCUAUAACCACGAUGAUUUAGAAGGAAAAGAGGGUCAGUUAAAGGGUUCUGACUCCCAAAUUAAAGCGUUCCUCUUGUACAAUUCUAAAGAAUUAAAAAAAAUGUCACAGACGACAAGUACAUUCUAAAGUAUAGAGGGAGGCUGUAACGAAAGCAAAAAGAAAUGAAAUGAAAAAAAAAAUGAAAUGUGAAUGAAUGAAAGAAAGGAAAUGUUUAAUAGUUAAAGGGCAGGCUAUAGCGAACCUUAAGAUAUAGUGUUUAAAACAAACAAAACAUCACAAAAGGGCCAUCGUUAUCAUUUUAAGUAUUAAAACAAUUUGGAAGUGCCUCGAAAAAAAAUCAAGGAAUUUAGUGAAAAAUAAAGGAAUAUAAUGUAGGAUAUCUUGGGGGAGGUUGUAUCAAUAC
Molecule: messenger RNA, 2689 nt
Organism: Cydia pomonella (codling moth)
Lineage: Eukaryota; Metazoa; Arthropoda; Insecta; Lepidoptera; Tortricidae
Gene: pio
Product: cuticlin-4
Exons: 10
Coding region: 487-1719 (410 amino acids)
Source: RefSeq, a predicted model, not a curated record